Ochotona curzoniae (black-lipped pika) is the source of this 909-nucleotide messenger RNA. Its product is annotated as keratin-associated protein 10-2-like. The record is from RefSeq and is a predicted model, not a curated record. The transcript has 2 exons. Gene Ontology annotation, cellular component: keratin filament. Bases 1 to 909 code for a protein of 302 amino acids. NCBI's taxonomy places the organism in Eukaryota, Metazoa, Chordata, Mammalia, Lagomorpha, Ochotonidae.
AUGGCCGCCUCCACCAUGUCCGCCUGCUCCAGCAACCUCAGCUACGGCAGCAACAUCUGCAUGCCCGCUUCCCACGACUCCUGGCAGGUGGACGACUGCCCAGAGAGCUGCUGCGAGCCGCCCUGCUGUGCCCCCAGCUGCUGCGCCCCGUCCUCCUGUGUAACCCUCUGCUGCAAGCCUGUGUGUUGCAAGCCUGUCUGCUGUGUACCAGUGUGCCAGUCUGAGGGCUCCUCCUGCUGCCAGCAGUCUAGCUGCCAGCCCUCAUGCUGUGGCUCCUCCCCCUGCCAGGAGUCCAGCUGUGUGACCCUCUGCUGCAAGCCCGUGUGUUGCAAGCCUGUCUGCUGUGUGCCAGUAUGCCAGUCUGAGGGCUCCUCCUGCUGCCAGCAGUCUAGCUGCCAGCCCUCAUGCUGUGGCUCCUCCCCAUGCCAGGAGUCCAGCUGUGUGACCCUCUGCUGCAAGCCCGUGUGUUGCAAGCCUGUCUGCUGUGUGCCAGUAUGCCAGUCUGAGGGCUCCUCCUGCUGCCAGCAGUCUAGCUGCCAGCCCUCAUGCUGUGGCUCCUCCCCAUGCCAGGAGUCCAGCUGUGUGACCCUCUGCUGCAAGCCCGUGUGCUGCAAGCCUGUCUGCUGUGUGCCAGUGUGCCAGUCUGAGGGCUCCUCCUACUGCCAGCAGUCUAGCUGCCAGCCCUCCUGCUGCCCCUCAUCCUGCUGCAGACCCUCCUCCAGCGUGUCCCUGCUCUGCCGCCCUGUGUGCAGACCCGCCUGCUGCGUGCCCGCUUCCUCCUGCUGUGCCCCUGCGUGCUGCUGCCAGCCCAGCUGCUGCCGCCCGGCCUCCAGCGUGUCCCUGCUCUGCCGGCCUGCCUGCCCCCGCCCGGCCUGCUGUGGCCUCUCCUCGGGCCAGUCCUGCUGCUGA